AUGGUCAGAGCAGCACAGGACUCGCUUGCAGAGACCAACGCUCCGGGAACAAUUCACUUGGCGAAUCGCCCAGCGCAGCCGCCUGCAGGAGCCCAGGCUGAGCACAACCAGCCAGGACCGCGUUCUCAGCCAGCUGAGGCCGCGCCGCUGGCACAGACGCUGCCGCCCUGUUUGUGGUCAUCAGGCAACCGCGGCACCCGCCAGCUGCUGCCCUUUCCCGGAUCCUGCCCCUCCCUCCCCCCCAAGAUGCUGCCGGGGCUCGGGGGCUUCGUCUGCCUGGGCUGGGGCUCGGCCUGCUCUGUGGGAGAAGAACCUCCCAAACCCUCCCAGGAUAUCAAAAUUCCCACAGGACGUCCCAACACCCCUCCAGACCCCCACGAGAAGGUUCAUACCUAUGAGAAGGUUCAUCCCCAUCUCUGUUGCCGGCAGAUUAACUAUUUCCUAUUUCUUUAUUAUUAUUAUUUAUUAUGUAUUAUAACAGGCGGAUUCCUCAGCGCUCCCAGAACUCCCGUCCUCGGGAUCAUCGGGGACAAGGUGGUCCUACCCUGCCAGGUGGGAUCCACACCCAUUCCCGAGGAUUUCUCCAUCCGGUGGACGUUCCACCUUGGCCAAUCCCGGCGGAUCCCCGUGGGCAGCUCCGACGGGAAGGGCCGGAGGGAGGAGCCGGAUCAGCGCUACCGGGGCCGGGCAGAACUUUUCCAUGGGGAAUUCCGAGCUGGGAACGCGUCCCUGCUCCUGAGGGACGUCCGGAGCUCUGACCAGGGCUCCUACAGCUGCCAGGUCUCCUUCCAGGAUGAAUCCCGGGAAGUGCUGGUGGAGCUGGAAGUGGCAGCUGUGGGAUCAGCCCCGUCCGUGACCCUGCGUGGCCGCCAGGGCGAGGCCCUGGCCCUGUCCUGCCUCUCCUCGGGUUGGUUCCCGCUCCCGGAGCUGCUCUGGCUGGACGGACUCGGCCGCUCCCGCCCGGAGCCGGCGGCCACCGCGGCCACCGUGGGCCCCGGGGGGCUCUUCAGCGUCCGGGGCUCGGUGCGGAUCCGGCCGGGCUCGGGGCUGGAGAUCUCCUGCCGGGUCCUCAACCGCCGCCUCGGGGCCGCCCGCGCCUCCCGGCUCCGCAUCCACGGUGCGGAAAAGUCCGGGAAUUCCCGGCUUGGCUUCGGGGAUUUCUGGGGCUCAAGGCUCCAGUUUGAUGCAAAUCUUAUUUACGAUAGAUUGAUUGAUGAUUUUGACAUGGCAGCUCCAGUUUGA
This is a messenger RNA of Serinus canaria (Common canary), 1242 nucleotides long. RefSeq names its product butyrophilin subfamily 3 member A2-like. Lineage: Eukaryota; Metazoa; Chordata; Aves; Passeriformes; Fringillidae. Bases 1 to 1242 code for a protein of 413 amino acids. The transcript has 7 exons. The record is from RefSeq and is a predicted model, not a curated record.